UUAUUAAUAUCAUUUUAAAGGAAUAUCUAUGUGAUAUGGUUCAUAUAGAUAAUUCUAACAUGUAUACUGGUUGGCAAGUAAACGUUUCCCAGUCCUAUUCAAUGCUUUGUCGGAGUGUAAAUAUGUACUAUUAUUUGUAUAUGAGUUCAGGCUUUAAACUGUAAGGUCAGAAACAUAUUGCUUCUUCCAUAUAUGAGAUAAAGUUGAAACAUAUCUCUACCAAACAAAGCAUUUCAGUUGAAGGGUGUUGCGGAAAAGACAAUGUCAAACAAUACUCCUCCUCAUUCAAAGUAUGAUGUUUUUGUAAGCUUUAGUGGCAAGGACAUUCGUAGCAGCUUUCUUAGCCAUUUGGUUAAGGCUUUUCUUCAAAAGCAAAUAAAUGCUUUUGUUGAUGACAAACUUCACAGGGGAGAUGACAUAUCAGAUUCACUUGUUGAAGCAAUCAAAGGAUCAUCCAUUUUGUUGAUCAUAUUUUCAGAAAAAUAUGCUUGUUCACAUUGGUGUUUAGAAGAACUUGUGAAAAUAGUUGAGUGUAAAGAGAAAUAUGCACAAAUUGUAAUACCCGUUUUCUACCGGGUAGAUCCUACAGAUGUACGACAUCAAAAAAGGAGUUAUGAAAAUGCAUUUGCUGAACAUGAAAAAAAGUAUAGCUCAUAUGAGGUGCACAUGUGGAAACAUGCUUUGAAAACAUCUGCUAAUUUGUCAGGAAUUACAUCAUCAAGUUUUCAGAAUGAAGCUCAGCUGCUUGAUGAAAUCAUCACUCGUGUGUUGGAGAAAUUGAGUAAGCAUCAGUUGUGUGUUGUUAAAUCAAAAAGACUUGUUGGAAUUGACAAACCAAUUGCAGAUUUGAAUUCAUUGUUAAAGAAAGAGUCAGAACAGGUCCGUGUUAUUGGAAUUUGGGGCAUGGGCGGUAUUGGCAAGACAACUAUUGCAGAAGAAAUAUUUAGCCAAAAUCGUUCCGAUUAUGAUGGUUGUUGUUUCUUGGAAAAGGUCAGUGAAAGGUUAAAAGCACAUGGUGGGAUUGGAUCUUUAAAGGAAAGCCUUUUAUCUGAACUAUUGAAAGAAUCUGUUAAAGAAUUGUCCAGUGGUAUUGAGAGACGGAUCGGCCGCAUGAAAGUUCUUAUUGUUCUUGAUGAUGUCAAUGAAACAGAUCUGCUAGAGAUGUUAUUUGGAUCUCUUGAUUGGUUUCGAUUAGAUAGUAGAAUAAUUGUAACCAGUAGAAAUAAGCAAGUGCUUGUUACCAAUGAAGUUGAUAAUGAUGAUCUAUGUGAGGUUAGGGUAUUGGAUUCUAGUGAAGCACUUGAGCUUUUCAAUUUGAAUGCCUUUAAACAAAGUCAUCUUGAAAUGGAGUACUAUGAGCUAUCAGAGAGGGUGAUCGAAUAUGCCAAAGGAGUUCCAUUAGUUCUUAAAGUUUUGGCUCAUAUGCUUCGUGGAAAAUGUAAAGAAGUAUGGGAAAGUAAGCUAGACAAACUUAAAAGACUGCCAAUUCCAAAAGUUCAUGAUGUAAUGAGGCUUAGUUAUGAUGAUCUUGAUCGUUUAGAGCAAAAGUAUUUUUUAGAUAUUGCAUGUUUCUUCAAUGGGUUGGAUUUGGAAUUGGAUUACAUGAAACAUUUAUUGAAAGAUUGUGAUAGUGAUAAUUACGUGGCUGGUGGGUUAGAAACGUUGAAAGAUAAAGCUCUUAUAACUAUUUCUGAAGAUAAUGUUAUAUCUAUGCAUGACAUUCUUCAAGAAAUGGGUUGGGAGGUUGUUCGGCAAGAAUCUAGUGACCUUGGAAAAUGCAGUCGAUUAUGGGAUGUUGAUGACAUUUUUGAUGUAUUGAAAAAUGACAAGGGUUCUGAUGCUAUCAGAAGCAUACGUGUAGACUUCUUAGAAAAUAGGAAGCUAAAGUUAAGCCCUCAUGUAUUUGAUAAGAUGACCAACCUCCAAUUUUUGAAUUUUUGGGUUGAUUUUGAUGACUAUUUGGAUCUUUUUCCUCAAGGGCUUGAAUCUUUUCCAACUGGUCUUAGAUAUCUUCAUUGGGUAUGUUACCCUCUAAAAUCAUUCCCAGAGAAGUUUUCUGCAGAGAAUCUUGUUAUAUUGGACUUGUAUCUUAGUCGAAUGGAAAAGCUAUGGUGUGGAGUACAGAAUCUAGUUAAUUUAAAGGAAGUUACAAUCAGUUUAGCAAGCCUGAAGGAGUUGCCAGACUUUUCAAAAGCCACAAAUCUUAAAGUAUUGACAGUCACUGUUUGUCCUAAUUUGGAAAGCGUCCAUCCAUCUAUUUUUACUCUUGAGAAGCUUGUGCGUUUGGACCUAGGAGGUUGCCGUUCCCUUACAACAUUUACCAGCAAUUCCAAUUUAAGCUCCCUCCAUUAUCUCAGCCUUUCAGGUUGCGAAAAACUAAGUGAAUUCUCAGUGACUUUAGAGAAUAUAGUAGAACUAGAUCUAUCGUGGUGUCCCAUCAAUGCACUGCCAUCAUCUUUUGGAUGUCAAAGCAAUCUAGAAACCCUGGUUUUAAAAGCCACUCAAAUUGAGAGCAUACCUUCAAGCAUCAAGGAUCUUACAAGACUAAGAAAAUUAAACAUAUGCGGUUGCAAAAAGCUUCUGGCUCUACCCGAGCUUCCUUUAUCAGUUGAAAUCCUGGAUUUAAGAAGUUGUAACAUUGAGAUCAUACCUUCAAGCAUCAAGAAUCUUACGAGGCUAAGAAAACUAGACAUACGAUUUUCCAACAAGCUUCUGGCUCUACCCGAGCUUUCUUCAUCAGUUGAAAUUCUACUUGUUCACUGUGACUCACUGAAGUCUGUAUUGUUCCCUUCAACAGUUGCUGAACAAUUCAAGGAAAACAAGAAAGAAGUUAAGUUCUGGAAUUGCUUGAACUUGGAUGAGCGUUCUCUGAUAAAUAUUGGGUUGAAUCUGCAAAUCAAUUUGAUGAAGUUUGCAUAUCAAGAUUUAUCAACAGUGGAACAUGAUGAUUAUGUUGAAACUUAUGUUGAUUACAAAGAUAACUUUGAUUCUUAUCAAGCAUUGUAUGUGUAUUCUGGAAGUAGUGUUCCAGAUUGGUUUGAGUACAAGACAACAAACGAGACAACAAACGAUGACAUGAUUGUUGAUCUCUCUCCACUUCAUCUCUCCCCUUUGUUGGGUUUUGUUUUUUGCUUUAUCCUUCCUGAGAACGAGGAAUAUGAUAAGAAAGUUGAAUUCAACAUCACUACAAUUGAUGUUGAGGGUGAUGGUGAAAAGGAUGGUUUCAAUAUUUACACGGAUUUGGAACAUGUCUUUAAUACACAAUCAGAUCAUGUGUGUAUGAUUUACGACCAACCUUGCUCUCAGUACCUAACUAGAAUAGCAAAAAAUCAGACAAGCUUUAAAAUCAAGGUUACAGCAAGGUCAAGUGUGCUGAAGUUAAAAGGGUUUGGCAUGAGCCCCAUAAACCAGUCAACACAUCGCAAUCUAAUUCAACAAAUGGAAAUAAAAGAAGCAGAAAAAAAGGAAGAGGCGACAAAACAAAGUGUGACAAAAGUUGGGAGAUGAUGACAAAAGCCUUUAAAUGCUGUUGCUUUCCUUCAAAUGUUGGGAACAGUUUUUUGUUUUCUAGUGUGUCACUAUUGACUUUUAUGCAAAGUUUACUGUAUUGAAAUAAUAAAAUAUUGUGGUAAAGAUUGUAUGAAAUGGAGUUUUAUUUGAUAUCAAAUAUCUGAUUUGUGAUAUUGCCUAUUUGAAGCUAAAAAUAAUAAUAAUAUUUAAUUUGUAUGUU
Messenger RNA from Medicago truncatula (barrel medic), 3730 nucleotides. Its product is annotated as disease resistance protein RPV1. Gene Ontology annotation, molecular function: ADP binding. The record is from RefSeq and is a predicted model, not a curated record. Gene Ontology annotation, biological process: signal transduction; defense response. The transcript is spliced from 5 exons. The coding region runs from base 262 to 3507 and encodes 1081 amino acids. NCBI's taxonomy places the organism in Eukaryota, Viridiplantae, Streptophyta, Magnoliopsida, Fabales, Fabaceae.